This is a messenger RNA of Peromyscus eremicus (cactus mouse), 1008 nucleotides long. It is a transcript of the gene Dlx2, whose product is annotated as distal-less homeobox 2. The transcript has 3 exons. NCBI's taxonomy places the organism in Eukaryota, Metazoa, Chordata, Mammalia, Rodentia, Cricetidae. Bases 1 to 1008 code for a protein of 335 amino acids. Gene Ontology annotation, biological process: cell differentiation; embryo development; negative regulation of transcription by RNA polymerase II. The record is from RefSeq and is a predicted model, not a curated record. Gene Ontology annotation, molecular function: DNA-binding transcription factor activity, RNA polymerase II-specific; RNA polymerase II cis-regulatory region sequence-specific DNA binding.
AUGACUGGAGUCUUUGACAGUCUGGUGGCUGAUAUGCACUCGACCCAGAUCACCGCCUCCAGCACGUACCACCAGCACCAGCAGCCCCCGAGCGGUGCCGGCGCCGGCCCCGGCGGCAGCAGCAACAGCAGCGGCAGUAACGGCAGCCUGCACAAGCCCCAGGAGUCGCCAACCCUCCCGGUGUCCACGGCUACCGACAGCAGCUACUACACCAACCAGCAGCACCCGGCGGGCGGCGGCGGCGGCGGCGGGGGGGCCUCGCCCUACGCGCACAUGGGCUCCUACCAGUACCACGCCAGCGGCCUCAACAACGUCUCCUACUCCGCCAAAAGCAGCUACGACCUGGGCUACACCGCGGCGUACACCUCCUACGCGCCCUACGGAACCAGUUCGUCCCCAGUCAACAACGAGCCUGACAAGGAAGACCUCGAGCCUGAAAUCCGGAUAGUGAACGGGAAGCCAAAGAAAGUCCGCAAACCACGCACCAUCUACUCCAGUUUCCAGCUGGCGGCCCUUCAGCGGCGCUUCCAGAAGACCCAGUAUCUGGCGCUGCCAGAAAGAGCCGAGCUGGCGGCUUCUCUGGGCCUCACCCAGACUCAGGUCAAAAUCUGGUUCCAGAACCGCCGAUCCAAGUUCAAGAAGAUGUGGAAAAGCGGUGAGAUCCCCACGGAGCAGCACCCCGGAGCCAGCGUGUCCCCACCUUGUGCCUCCCCGCCGGUCUCGGCGCCAGCCUCCUGGGACUUCGGCGCGCCGCCGCAGCGGAUGGGGGCCGGCGGCCCGGGCAGCGGCGGCAGUGGCGCGGGCAGCUCCGGCUCCAGCCCGAGCAGCGCCGCCUCGGCGUUCCUGGGAAACUACCCGUGGUAUCACCAGGCUUCGGGCUCCGCUUCGCACCUGCAGGCCACCGCGCCGCUUCUGCAUCCCUCGCAGACGCCGCAGGCGCACCACCACCACCACCAUCACCACCACGCAGGCGGGGGCGCCCCGGUGAGCGCGGGGACGAUUUUCUAA